AUGGGAUACGUUAGCGUCCAAAAAACAAAAGUUGAGGUUUCAAACAAGCCGUCAAAUGACUCGGACAGCUUGACUAAAAAGUCUGACAACGUCAACGUCAACGUUGACUAUUACCUGAGCUCAGAUGUAGAAAGUCAAGAUUCAUCAGCUCCAAAUCCCUUCAAGGAUCCUACCGUUGCCCAAUACUAUCGGAAGCUCUACGAGGCGUCUGAGUAUGAGUGUCGCGCUGCUUUCGACCCCGAGUUCGAUUGGACGCCUGAAGAAGAGAAGAAGCUUAUCAGAAAGCUCGACUGGCGCGUGGCUUUCACUGCUUGUUUCAUGUUUGUUGGGUUGCAGGUCGAUCGUGGAAACUUGGCACAGGCUGUUGCUGACAAUCUUUUGCAUGACUUGAAGCUUAACACAAACGACUACAACUUGGGCAACACCUUGUUCUUGGUGUCCUUUUUGUUGGCCGAAAUUCCCUCGCAAUUGUUAUCGAAGGCCGUUGGUCCUGACCGCUUUGUCCCAUUCCAAAUCAUCUCAUGGAGUGUUGUCGCCAUUUGCCAAGGUGCCAUGACUAACAAGGUAGGCUUCUAUGUGUGCAGAGUCCUUAUUGGUUUGUUGGAGGGUGGCUUUAUUGCCGAUUUGGUGUUGUGGCUCUCAUACUUCUACACAUCUAAGGAGUUGCCUAUCAGACUCUCUUUCUUCUGGACCUCCUUAUCUCUUACGCAGAUUGCGACCUCCUUGCUUGCUUUCGGCAUUUUACGUAUGCGCGGAAUUGGCGGACUUGCGGGUUGGAGAUGGCUCUUCAUUAUUGAGGGUAUCAUCACUCUCCUCAUUGGUGUUUGGUCUAUCUACGCAAUGGUACCUUCGGCAUUGCAAACAAAGACAAAACUCAAUCCUAAAGGCUGGUUCACCGAAAGAGAAGAGAAGAUUGUGGUGAAUAGAGUAUUGAGAGACGAUCCAUCAAAGGGUGACAUGAACAAUAGACAGCCCUUGACUUUAAAACAAGUGUGGAGAUCAUUGUGCGACUAUGAUUUGUGGCCGGUCUAUAUCAUUGGUUUGGUAGCAUAUGUCCCUACCGCCACCAUUCAGCCCUAUAUGACACUCACAAUGAAGUCAUUGGGAUUCUCGACCUUCACGGUUAAUUUGUUAUUCAUCCCACAAGCGGUCGGCCAUAUCAUCACGUUGUUGUUGGUAACUUGGGUGUCAGAGAGAUUAAAUGAGAGAUCUUUGGUUUCCCUUUCUCUUCCACUUUUUACGAUUCCGGGAAUGGCCGCCGUCCGCUUCUGGCCAGGAAGCAUGAAACAGCCGUGGCCAACAUUUGCUCUUGUCACUAUCGUUCUUUCGGCACCAUACAUCCAUGCUAUAUGUGUGUCGUGGGUCUCUAGAAACUCCAACUCGAUCAGAUCGAGAUCAAUUAGUUCCGCGGUGUACAAUAUGUGCGUUCAAAUCGGAAGCAUAUAUUCGGCAAACAUCUACAGAAAAGACGAUAAGCCUCUUUAUAAGCGCGGAAACUCUGUUCUUUUUGCAUUCUCCAUCCUUAUUGUACCCGUCCUUCUCCUGGUCAAAGCGUACUAUGUUUGGAGAAACAACAAAAAAGCGGGAAAAUGGAAUGCUAUGACUGUUGAAGAGCAGGAGAAUUAUAUUCUCAACACCACUGAUCAAGGAAACAAGCGCUUGGACUUUAGAUUCGACCAUUAG
Messenger RNA from Australozyma saopauloensis, 1683 nucleotides. RefSeq lists its product as uncharacterized. The record is from RefSeq and is a predicted model, not a curated record. Gene Ontology annotation, cellular component: membrane. Gene Ontology annotation, molecular function: transmembrane transporter activity. Bases 1 to 1683 code for a protein of 560 amino acids. Gene Ontology annotation, biological process: transmembrane transport. The transcript has a single exon. NCBI's taxonomy places the organism in Eukaryota, Fungi, Ascomycota, Pichiomycetes, Serinales, Metschnikowiaceae.